UUUCUCAACUGAGGAAGCUGAGGCCCAGUGAGGUUAAGCAACCUGCCCAAUAUCACACAGCUGGCCAAUGACAGAACUGGAAUUUGCACCAAGCUCCACCAGUGUUCCUACAACACAGCUGGCCCUUUUGAUAAAGCAAGCAUGGGAUAUCUGAGCCAGGAGAUGAGGGCCAGUAGAGCCCAGGGAUGGAGCAGUCUGUGACACCUGGGCAGAAGCUGCAGCUGCAGGGGCCAGUGGCCGCUGGAGAUAAGUGAUGGUGCCAUUUGAAUACCAGCUGGAAACGGGACAGGAAUAGUGACCCCAGGAGAGCCCAGGCAGGUGCCAGGAACCAGGAUGCAAGGAUGAUGCCUCCAGAGGCCCUGGCCUCCCUCCAGCCUGGGCGCUAGGAGCCAUCCCCGGGCUCCAGCUGGGAGCCCUGCCGCCCAGGGGCAUGGCCAAACCUUUCUUCCGACUCCAGAAGUUUCUCCGCCGCACACAGUUCCUGCUAUUCUUCCUCACGGCUGCCUACCUGAUGACCGGCAGCCUACUGCUGCUGCAGCGGGCCCGAGUGGCCCUCCCUCAGGGCCUCCGGGCACCUGGCCCCCUGCAGGCCUUGCCAGUGGCUGCCGUGGCGCUGGGUGUGGGCCUGCUGGACAGCAGAGCCCUGCAUGACCCCCGCGUCAGCCCAGAGCUGUUGCUCGGCGUGGACGUGCUGCGGAACCCCCUGACCCGGCCACGGCCAGGCCCUCGCUGGCUCCGGAGCCGCAACUCGGAGUUGCGCCAACUGCGGCGCCGCUGGUUCCACCACUUCAUGAAUGACCCCCAGGGGCCACCUGCCCUCGGCCCUGAGGCCCCCAGGCCAGCCACCCGCAGCCGAGGCACAUACAUUGGCUGCUUUAGUGACGAUGGUCACGAGAGGACUCUGAAAGGUGCUGUGUUUUAUGACUUGAGAAAGAUGACCGUCUCCCAUUGCCAAGACGCAUGUGCCGAGCGGUCCUAUGUCUACGCCGGCUUGGAGGCAGGUGCCGAGUGUUACUGUGGGAACCGGCUCCCAACGAUGAGCGUCGGGCUGGAGGAGUGUAACCACGAGUGCAAGGGCGAGAAGGGCUCUGUGUGUGGGGCUAUGGGCCGGCUCUCUGUGUACCGAGUGGACGAGCUGCAGCCAGCCUCCAGGAAGCGACGGACUGCCACGUACCGUGGGUGUUUCCAACUGCCAGAGAACAUCACACAUGCCUUCCCUGACUCCCUGAUCCAGGCCAACAUGACGGUGGAGAUGUGCUCCGGAUUCUGUUCCCAGAAAGAGUUCCCCUUGGCCGUCCUCAGGGGCUGGGAGUGCUACUGUGCUUACCCUACCCCCCAGUUCAGCCUGCGGGAUGCCAUGAACAACGCGCUGUGUGGCCAGGACCCUGAGGCACAGAGGCAGGCAGAUUACUGCGAGGUCUACCAGACACCAGUACAAGACACUCGAUGCACAGACAGGAGGUUUCUGCCCAACAAAUCCAAAGUGUUUGUGGCUUUGUCAAGCUUCCCAGGAGCCGGAAACACAUGGGCACGGCACCUCAUUGAACACGCCACCGGCUUCUAUACAGGGAGCUACUACUUUGACGGAACCCUCUACAACAAAGGGUUCAAGGGUGAGAAGGACCAUUGGCGGAGCCGGCGCACCAUCUGUGUAAAAACCCAUGAGAGUGGCAAGAGGGAGAUCGAGAUGUUCGAUUCGGCCAUCCUGCUGAUCCGGAACCCGUACAGGUCACUGGUGGCCGAAUUCAACAGGAAAUGUGCUGGGCACCUGGGUUAUGCAGCUGAACGCAACUGGAAGAGCAAAGAGUGGCCAGACUUCGUCAACAGCUAUGCCUCGUGGUGGUCCUCGCAUGUCCUGGACUGGCUUAAAUACGGAAAGCGGCUGCUGGUGGUGCACUACGAGGAGCUGCGGCACAGCCUGGUGCCCACAUUGCGGGAGAUGGUGACCUUCCUCAAUGUGUCCGUGAGCGAGGAGCGGCUGCUCUGCGUGGAGAACAACAAGGAGGGCAGCUUCCGGCGGCGUGGCCGGCACCCCCAUGACCCUGAGCCCUUCACCCCAGAAAUGAAGGACUUGAUCAAUGGCUACAUCCGGACAGUGGACAAGGCCCUGCGUGACCACAACUGGACUGGGCUUCCCAGGGAGUAUGUGCCCAGAUGAUAGGCUCUGGGCUGCGUGAGAGACGCAGUCUCACCAGAGGACUGCACACCCACCAUCCUGCCCGGGCUCGUGGCCUUGCUGGGACCAUUGGCAGGAAGGCCUGCCCCAUGCUGCUUACACACAGGGAGACCUGAACACAGGUGGACACACAUGCCUAUCCAGACACCCACACCUUCUCAGACACACCUAGACACCACUCCAUGCUCACAGUGCCCAUAUUGACACAGCUAGGCCACCCAUGCAGGGGGUGCCAGACGUUGCAGAUGCAAACACAGCCACGCACAGAUGCAGACACACGGAUGCCAGGCUACAUGAUUCUGGAGGUUGGCCGUCCCUCCUCACACAGGCUCACGUGUGUGCCCUAGGCUCUCAGAGGCCUUGGGUGUCCUGUGUCCUGCCCUGGCAUGGACUUGCUCGUCAGGAUGUUUGACUCUGGGAUGCUGGACUGGGCAGGCAUUCGUGCUCUGAGCAGUGAGGACCAUCGGGAUGGAGGUGGGCGCAGGGACUGCUGCUGGGGGCUUCAUAGCCCUGACCGUGUGUCUGACAUCCCAUAAAUGUGUGUGGUAUGACUACCA
Messenger RNA from Carlito syrichta (Philippine tarsier), 2733 nucleotides. RefSeq names its product WSC domain containing 1 (gene WSCD1). The transcript has 9 exons. Gene Ontology annotation, molecular function: sulfotransferase activity. The coding region runs from base 431 to 2158 and encodes 575 amino acids. Lineage: Eukaryota; Metazoa; Chordata; Mammalia; Primates; Tarsiidae. The record is from RefSeq and is a predicted model, not a curated record.